Messenger RNA from Elgaria multicarinata webbii, 2936 nucleotides. RefSeq names its product zinc finger protein 239-like. Bases 89 to 1231 code for a protein of 380 amino acids. The record is from RefSeq and is a predicted model, not a curated record. The transcript is spliced from 2 exons. NCBI's taxonomy places the organism in Eukaryota, Metazoa, Chordata, Lepidosauria, Squamata, Anguidae.
UCUGACUGUGAGAUGGGUGUUUGCUCUGCUGCGUUGCGCCCCGGAUCCUCAUCAGGAUAAAAACCCAAACAAACGCCGGAGUAGAGGGAUGGACCCCGCAGGUGAAGAUUGGAUUAAGAGAGAAAAUGAAGAGGAAAUUCCCCAACGAAUGAAUCCUCUGCCGGUGGAUCCCAAACAACCGCUUGAGAUGUUGUCAGAGGAGAGCGAAGAUUUCCUGGAUUCUGAGCAGCCAGAAUCCCACAAGGGGGAUCUGGAACCCCACGGGGAUACGUUCGCAGGGGACAUCUGUUUCAACUAUGAAGAUGGCCCUCCCAGAAUCCACCCGAACGACAGGCCGUUCAAGUGUGACGUCUGCGACAAAAGCUUCCGCCACAGUUCCAGCCUUUUGACCCACCGGCGGCUCCAUACGGGGGAGAAGCCGUACAAGUGCACCGAUUGUGGGAAAAGCUUCAACACCAGCUCGGCGCUCAUCGUGCACCGCCGGACCCACACUGGGGAGAAGUCCUAUGUCUGCUCGGAUUGCGGCCGGUGCUUCAGCGAAGGUUCGGUGCUCAUCAAGCACUGGCGGAUCCACACGGGGGAGAAGCCGUACAAGUGCUCCAUCUGCGGCCGGGGCUUCCGGCAGAGCUCGCAGCUCCGAGCCCACGAGCGGACCCACACGGGCGAGAAGCCCUACGAGUGCCAGGACUGCGGGAAAUGCUUCAGCACCAGCUCCAACCUCUCAGCCCACCAGCGGACCCACACGGGCGAGAAGCCCUACAUCUGCACUGAGUGCGACCGGCGGUUCGGUCACAAGUCGCACCUCAUCUCCCACCAGAAGACGCACACCGAGAAGCUCCACGCGUGUCCCGACUGCCCGGCCAGCUUCCGCAUGAUCCACCAGCUCCUGGUGCACCGCAAAUCCCACCAGGAAGACCGGCGCUACAAAUGCCUGCUGUGCGGGAAGACUUUCAGCUACAGCUCCGCCCUGCUGGCCCACCAGCGCAUGCACACGGGAGACCGGCCGUUCAAGUGCCUUGAGUGUGGCAGGAGCUUCAUCCGGAACUCGGACUUGAACAAGCACCAGCGGAUCCACACGGGCGAGAAGCCCUACGAGUGCCCCGAGUGCGGGAAGCGGUUUAACCAGAGCUCGCACCUGGUUAGCCAUCGGAGAGUCCACUUCAAAGGCACCACGAAAAGCCCCGGCACCAAUGCAAGUGCCCCAAGAGAGCAGGAAAUAGAGUCUUCCUGAAGAUCCUCCUUGUAACACCCCUCUGCUGAGAGCUGUUUCUGUGAUGAUAAAUUUUCAGGCUGCAGUCCUGUGCACACUUACCGGGGUGGGGGGAUCCCAUUUGACAUGGUGGGAGCUACUUCUGAGUAAACUUGCAUAGCAUUGCACUGAAGUACAAAGAGGACUGUUUUAUUCCACGCUUCCCGACAAAACUCUGCUCCAAGGAGGUACAGAUUCUUCAUCAAGAAAAGUCGAGUUCUGUGGCCUGGAUGCCUUAUGCACAUUAAGCAAAUUUACGUAUAUUUGAAUAUUUUGUUCCGCUUCUGCAGGUGACAGGAAAGGGCAAAGAGGGAUGCAAGGUGCUGGGAAUGCCUGCUGGUGGAAGAUCCUGCUCAGCCUUUCUCUGGCUCCUGAGAUUUUCCCAGGCAUUGUCUCCAUGUUUUCAAGGCCACAGCUAGACCUAAGGGUUAUCCUGGGAUCAUCCAGGGUUCGCCCCUGCCUGAGCACUGGAUCCCCUUUGUGUCACCUAGAUGAACAGGUUUGACCCCUGGAUGAUCCAGGGAUAAAUCGUAGGUCUAGCUAUGGCCCAAGUCUAUUUUUGUUGCCAUGAGGGCUAGAAAACUGGGUUGUACUUUUUUAAAUUAGAAGUGAGAUUCUUGAGAUAACUGAAAUCUGUGCUCACUACCACACGACCUUGUAUGUGUGUAGAAUACACAUUUAAAGCAAUGAGGCAAAACAGUGUGUCUUGAUCAGGCUUGUUAAGUUUUCCUCUUAUUUUUUAAAUAUGAAAGAAACCUGGCCAAUAAGACAAGCUGAUCAAAGUGAAGUUUAAAGGUGAGAGAAAUUUCUUGGAGGGAGGAAGGAGGGAAGCCAGGAAGCCUUAAUGAUAUCCUCAUUGAAGGUACAGAGAAACAAAGGGGCAGGUUAAACUGGAAUAGCUUAUUUUCCGUGGGUCUUGUUUGUAUGCACUUCCAGCGAUUUUGCUUUCAAAAUGAAUCGAGCUCGAGCCAGCUUUUAAUAACCACAUUCCAUUAAAGUUUUUUCCUGUAUCUUAAUAAAGCAUUAGAGAUUAAGAAUAGUCUUAACCAGGAAGAGCAGCUGUAUUUUUAAAAGAAAUAAAUGCAUAUCUACGUUUUAUAAGUCAGUCAUAAAAUAAAAUGAAGGGAUUAGUUGGAUGAUGGAAACUUACUGUUGCCUCUCUCCACCCCUGUGCUCUUCCCAAGAGAUGAUGGUUAUUGAAGAAUAUGGCCAUCAAUUUAUCAUUCCUGUAGAAUAUACUAAUGUGCAUAUAUAAUGUCUUUUUAUAUAAUCCUUUAUCAGGCACUUACUGAUAUUUCACUAUCGCCAAGGCAAAUGCAGAAUAAAUAACUGAGCAUCAAAGACUGCAAUCCAUUUCUCUUUUUUAAAAAAAAUAAUUUUAAGUUACAUCAUGGGAAUUUUGCCAUUGGCAGGGGUGGGCAAUUUGUGGCCCUCCAGCUGUUUUGGCCUACGACACCCAGCAUGCCUCACCAUUGACUAUGCUGGCUAGGGCUGAUGGAAGUUGUAGGCCAAACAUCUGGAAGGCCUCAAGUUGACCACCUCUGCUUGAGCUUGAUGUAGGUUGCAGCCCAAAUUACUAAUCCAUAUUCCUAAUUUUGACAUUUGGGUGACUUUAUUUUGAGGUAGAGGGUAUGUGUGUGUGUGCUGCGACUAAAACUAAGUGCUUCUGGAACUUGGAUACCGAAUU